Callithrix jacchus (white-tufted-ear marmoset) is the source of this 2640-nucleotide messenger RNA. RefSeq names its product N-acetylneuraminate pyruvate lyase (gene NPL). NCBI's taxonomy places the organism in Eukaryota, Metazoa, Chordata, Mammalia, Primates, Cebidae. Gene Ontology annotation, molecular function: N-acetylneuraminate lyase activity. Gene Ontology annotation, biological process: carbohydrate metabolic process. The record is from RefSeq and is a predicted model, not a curated record.
CGAGAUAGCGGGGAUUGCAGAGCCGUACGCAAGAGAAGGACAAUUCAGACGGAGGUGGGCCAAGGAGGCGUCCAGCACGCGGGAAGGACCGGCGUGCACAGGAGGCAAGGGGAGGUCUGGACUCGGCGUGGAUGCUCCGGAUCCUCGGGAGGCCGGGGCGCGGCGCUGGAGUCACUUCAGCCCACGUCGUUCCGGUGACAAAAGGGAAAACUCUGGGUGUGCAAAACGUCUCGGGGUUUCGGGGCCGGCGGUUCCGGGCGCGCCUCGCCGGCUGCGGCGCAGAACUACAACCCCCAGGCUCCCCGGCGUGGCGGCACGUGGGCCCGGGCCUAGCCGCCGCGGCUAUAAAGUGCUGCGGGGCUGCCAAGCCGAGCGGCGGCACGGACCGAGCGGAGACUUGGGCCUACCAGCAACUCAAUGGCCUCCCCAAAGAAGAAACUUCAGGGUCUUGUGGCUGCAACCAUCACACCAAUGACUGAGAAUGGAGAAAUCAACUUUUCAGUAAUUGGUCAGUAUGUGGAUUAUCUUGUGAAAGAGCAGGGAGUGAAGAACAUCUUUGUGAAUGGCACAACGGGAGAAGGCCUGUCCCUGAGCGUCUCAGAGCGUCGCCGGGUCGCAGAGGAGUGGGUGACAAAAGGGAAGGACAAGCUGGAUCAGGUGGUGAUUCACGUAGGAGCACUAAGCUUGAAGGAGUCACAAGAGCUGGCCCAACAUGCAGCAGAAAUAGGAGCUGAUGGCAUUGCUGUCAUUGCACCAUUCUUCCUCAAGCCAUGGACCAAAGAUGUCCUGAUUAAUUUCCUAAAGGAAGUGGCUGCUGCCGCCCCUGCUCUACCAUUUUAUUACUAUCACAUUCCUGCCUUGACAGGGGUAAAGAUUCGUGCUGAGGAGUUGCUGGAUGGGAUUCAGGAUAAGAUCCCCACCUUCCAAGGGCUGAAAUUCAGUGAUACAGAUCUCUUAGACUUCGGGCAAUGUGUUGAUCAGCAUCGCCAGCAACAAUUUGCUUUCCUUUUUGGGGUGGAUGAGCAACUGUUGAGUGCUCUGGUGAUGGGAGCAACUGGAGCAGUGGGCAGUACCUAUAACUACCUGGGAAAAAAGACAAGCCAGAUGUUGGAGGCUUUCGAAAGAAAGGACUUCUCUUUAGCCCUGAACUAUCAGAGGUAUCCCAAGGCAAUGGAUAUAGGAGUUUUGUAUCCAGAGAUUUAUCAAUUUUGUGGUCAAACUAGGUUUUGGAGUGUCACAGACCAAAGCCAUCAUGACUCUGGUCUCUGGGAUUCCAAUGGGCCCACCCCGGCUUCCACUGCAGAAAGCCUCCAGGGAGUUUACUGAUAGUGUUGAAGCUAAACUGAAGAGCCUGGAUUUCCUUUCUUUCACUGAUCUUAAGGAUGGAAAAUUGGAAGCUGGUAGCUAGCGUCUCUCUCUCAAAUCAGGGUGUGUACCUUGAGACAUAAUCUACCUUAAAUAGUACAUUCUUUUCUCAGGGAAUUUUAGAUAAACUUAAAUAAACUCUCCUAGCAAGUGAAAUCUCACAUCAAUCAAAAAACAUUUACAUACCUAAUAUGAGCAUUAAAAAGUUGUGGGUUUUUUUUUUUUUGAAGGGGCAAAAACUUUCAGAAUCACAAUUCUCAGUCGUUCAUUUCACAAAAAUUUUUGUGGAGAAUUUCUGUUUAUAUGGAUGAAAUGGAAUCAAAAGGAAAAUUGUAAUUGAUUAACUCCAUCUGUCUUUAGGCACUCUCAUCAUCUCAAUUUCUGGUUCCUAAUCCUAUUUUAAAGUUGUCUUAAUUUUAAACCAGUAUGAUAUGUCUUCAUUUGAAUAAAUACUCAUUUGCAAUCUAGGAAAACUCUGAGCUACUGCAUUUAGGCAGGCACUGUAAUACCAAACUAUAACAUGUCUCAACUAUAUACAACUACAACUACACUAGCUCAUUUGGCUGCUCUGUUUAACUCUACAAUGGAUGCUUCUGAAUUCAUUUCGAAGUCACAACUUUCCCCUUUUCAAUAACACUGGGUCAGGUGAGGACUUGUUUCAAUUCCUAUAACUACGGAAAGGGUGGCUUUCUCGUAACAAAGGAAGAGGUCUUCCACAAAGAUGAAUUUAAGUCUCCACUUUUUGCUAUACAGAAAACUCAAAACUCAAAGUUUCAACGAACCAAAGAGCUCUUCCUCUAGGGUACCACAAAUUUCCCCUUCCUCCACUGAGAAGACUGUCUCUCCCACAGGACCCUGAAUUAUUGAAAUCGAAGGCCAACUUCCUUUCUGCAGUGAGCCCAGAGGCUACUCUUAUUACCCUGUCACACUUUCAGGCAGUUACUUUUCUUUAGUGAUAGAAGAUUUGGGGAAGACCCAAAGGACUCAGCUUUCUCUCCACACCUCCUUUUUUACUCUUUUCUUUCUGUGUAAUGUAUCAACACCUGUUUAAUCUCCCUUCUAACAAACUUUGGUGUAAGCUUUCUGGUACCAAAGUGUAUUAACAGUUAAUCCUUAUUGAUUUUAAACCUGACUAUCCAGUCUGUUAAUUACCUAAGAUUUUGUUUUCAUUUCAUCUCUAAUUGUUUUGAUCAUUGGCAGAGAAAGAGUAUUUGAAAUGCAUACCAGUUUUGCUCCUUAUUUUAAUCUCUUUGAAUUAAAAAUAAAAGUUUUUCA